AUGUCUGUUCCACAUGAUGUAUACAACUAUACCGAGUUGACCACCUCAUAUAUGGGGUUUUUCUAUUCGGAACAGUUUUCAAAGUUAUUCAACACAACUCAUACCGGGGCAGCGCAUUCUUCAGCUGGAAUGGACUAUUCUGUACUUGGUAAAACUAUAACCACUUCUUUAUGCUUUUGCUUGGUACAAUUAACGUUAUUUAGUUUCUUCAGAUUAAUGUUUAAAGAUUUGUAUCAACCACGGUGUUAUUGUGUUCCGGUGAAUGAAAGAAUGGAUGUGCUACCUCGUGGGUUUCUUUCAUGGAUAAUCCCUACCCUUAAAUAUGAUGCAUUCAAUUUUCUACCCUUGGGGUUAGAUGCAUACUUGUUUGUUAGAUUCAUUCACCUACUCCUUCUUUUCUUUUCUGUUAUUGGUACCUUGAAUAUAAUAAUAUUGGUUCCAAUAAAUUGGACAGGAGCUACAAGUACUCAUACUUCUAGAGGUCUUGAUAGAUUGAGCCUAUCAAACAUUUCACCAGAAAACACUACUAGACUACAUUCCCACCUUGUAAUGGCUUUGAUUACAAUCUCAUUGUUCCAUUGGUUGGUCAUUUAUGAAUUACAAAGUUUUGUAAAAAUACGUCAAUCUCACCUUCUUUCCAUGCGACAUAAAUUAAAAAUUUCUACAUCAACUAUUCUUAUUAGAAAUGUACCAGAAUAUUUAAGAGAUUUAGAUGUGAUUAAUCAAGUGUUUCUGGUUGUUCCAGGUGGUAUCAAGAAUGUUUGGUUCUUGUACGAUUUCACUGGUAUAUCAGAAGAUGUGAAUGAUGCAAAAGAAGCUAUGCAACAUCUUGAAAUGACCGAGGUUCUGCAUCUUAAAAAAUUGUUGCAAAUACGUCAUAAUGAUCAAACUAUUGAUAUUCUAGCAGAAAUGAAGAAUUAUCAAAAUGAUGAAAAAUUUUAUCCUCCUAUUCACUUUAAGUCUUUCCAUAUACCUACUUUGGAUAGAAAAGUACGAAUUAAAUUACCGGGGUUUCUUCGGAUUUUCCUUCGGCAGAAAAAAGUGUUGAAAAGAGAUUGGAGUAUUCAAACUUUGACUGCAAAACAUAAAUCCAUUGAAAACUGGAAACAGUUAUUAUCACAAGGAAAUAUCCCAAAGCAUAGCAAGUUAUUCAUACAGUUCCAGUCACAAACUGGUGCAUAUGUGGCACACCAAUGCUUACUUUCUCAAGUUCAAGGGAACUUGGAUUUCACACUAAUUGGGGUAAAUUCGAAUGAUGUGCUAUGGCACAACCUAUCUAGAGAUAAUACAGUUGGAUACAUAGUCGAACGGUAUGCAGUUACGUUAUUGUUAAUUGCGAUUAUAAUAUUGUAUAUUUUUCCAGUAUCUUUCAUUGGGUUAUUUUCGCAGCUUCCGUUGCUAGUCCGUGUGAUUCCAUCAUUACGUUGGGUAUAUGCAUUUCCUGGAGACAUUAGAGAAACUCUUGCAAGUCUACUUCCGUCAAUAGUACUCACCAUGCUUACCGAGCUUGUAUUAGUUGUUUUCAGGUUUCUUAUUUAUUUUAGAGGUAAGGCUACUGGUUGUGAAAUUGAACUUAAUUUACAAACUUGGUAUUUUGUUUUUUUAUUUGUGCAACAAUUCUUGGUGGUUACUAUUCUGUCAAGUAUCACCGUCAUAUUCAAACAAAUAAUCGAUCAACCAACUUCCAUACCAGUUUUAUUAGCGACAAACUUACCAAGAGCAGCAACAUUUUUCUUUCAAUACUUUGCCCUCAAGGCAUUUGCAUUUUGCGGUAAUAGCUUUUUGAGAAUUGACCAAUUGAUUUUAAGAUACACCAUUCAUAGAUUGAAAGAUAGAACGCCUAGACAAAUUUUUUUCAGAAAAACCACUUUAUUGAAAGUAAGAUGGGGAUCAUUAUAUCCUACAUUUUCUGUGUUUUCCACCAUAGGAAUAUCGUACUGUAUUAUCUCGCCGUUGGUCAACGUAUUUAUCGUGUUUAUACUUCUGUUAACCUUACUUUAUUUUAAAUAUGCCUUACGUUUCAUAUUCAGUCAUGUCAAUCAUUCUGAAACACAUGGAAGGCUCUACCCAAUUGCACUUUUACAUAUGUAUGCGGGAAUUUACUGUUUAGAAGGAUGUCUCAUAGGAAUAUUUUUCUUACUGCGGGAUCAAAAUGGAAAUCGUUCUGUUUCCAUUGAUGGCUGGAUUAUGUGUUUAGUGCUUAUGGUCACUAUAUUUGGUCAUAUCACCUUAUACAAUAGAUAUGUGAAGCACUUCUCUUUAUUGCCAAUUUUAGACGACAAAAAAUAUGAAAAUUUGACACGAAGAGAAGAUGGGAGUUUUGAUUUUGAAACACUAAACCGACCACCAAAUCAUGGACCUCUAAUUGAUAGAGAGUAUUAUCUGAAUCUCAAGUUACAUCUCCUUCACCCUGCAUUUAGCUAUGAACAUCCUCGGAUAUGGAUACCACAAGAUGAGUAUGGGAUAGCAUCUAUGUUAAUAACGCAAUUGGAAGAGGAAGUGGGAGAUUUGAAAGGCGGGAGUAAUAAAGGAGCAAUUAUUGAGCAAGGUGGUCGAUUUUUUGGUCCCAAGAUUUCAAUCUUUGAAGCACCACCUGAUUAUAAAUAG
[Candida] anglica is the source of this 2607-nucleotide messenger RNA. The record is from the annotation of a GenBank genome assembly. NCBI's taxonomy places the organism in Eukaryota, Fungi, Ascomycota, Pichiomycetes, Serinales, Debaryomycetaceae.